Messenger RNA from Dentiscutata heterogama, 351 nucleotides. NCBI's taxonomy places the organism in Eukaryota, Fungi, Glomeromycota, Glomeromycetes, Diversisporales, Gigasporaceae. The record is from the annotation of a GenBank genome assembly.
AUGCAUAAUUUAAGAUGCACACAUCUUGAACAAGAACAAGAACUCACAUAUACCAAAGAUAUUAGAGGGUUUUCACAAUCUUCAAGCAACGAAAGCACAAGUGAUAAUAAAUCUGAUAGUUUAGAUAAAAAUAUUAAUAGCGAUGCAAGUGAAAAUGAAGAUAAUCUUCACCAAUUAGCUAUAAAUAAACUUCAGUGGUUCUACUAUAAUCUUGAAGAUCUCCUUAAAGAAAAUGACCCAACGCUUAAUAAAAGUAUACUUAAAUUUGUAAAAUUUUACAAGCAACAUCACUGCUUACAAGAUACUUAUAUCCGAUCUUCAAUAUCUUCUUUUUUUCAAUCAUGUAACUAG